AUGAAGCUCAUCGCCUUCCUCCUCUUCCUUCUUGGCCUCGUCAACGCUGGAGUUGUCCGCACUCCCGCUGAGGCUGCCACCCUCACCACUGAGACUACCGCUCCCGUCGCUACCCCCGAUGCCUUCGUCGCCAAGGGUGAGAAGAUGGCAUCCUGCAACAUCCAGUGCGCCUUCUGGUACCAGAAGUGCUACUACGCCCCUUGGUCCUACAGCUGUGGCAACGACGGCCGGUUCCGUCGUCAUGAAUGGAACCCUAUCUGUGAGAAGAACUGCUGGUGCAACUGCGAUUCCCAGUAA
Messenger RNA from Fusarium odoratissimum NRRL 54006, 297 nucleotides. RefSeq lists its product as uncharacterized. The transcript is spliced from 2 exons. The coding region runs from base 1 to 297 and encodes 98 amino acids. The record is from RefSeq and is a predicted model, not a curated record. Lineage: Eukaryota; Fungi; Ascomycota; Sordariomycetes; Hypocreales; Nectriaceae.